AUGGACAUGUUAAGAUUAUUGUUUUAUGCAUUUGUACAGGAUAAGAAGCUUAUUGAGGAGCCUCCUAAGCAGUUAGAGUUAGAUUUAGUGCUGAUGUACGUGAGGACUGCAUAUCAGUUGCAUGGACUCAACAUCAACACAUUGAAUUUUGAUUUGCCGUUCAGCGUGCAUGAUGUGCGCUCGAAUGACCUGGACUUCGCUAGUCGAGGUACAAGAAGGGUUGUGGGAAAAGGGGGCUUCGGGCCUGUUGCUGAUGUAAAAGAAAGAAAUCGUUUGGAGUCCAUUCUUGAGAAGCUGAAUGCACACGACCCCAUAUUUGUUGAAAGGAUGAGAUUUAUCUACCCAAACCUACGUGUUCGUCAUAAAGGAUAUGUGCAAGACGUUUGUAUGCUCUUGGAUGCUCAGUUUCGGAGCAAAUGCCAAGAGAAGCACGGCGAGAAUGGGAAAAACGGAUGGACUGUUGGGCUAUUUGCUACCAAUCGAGAAGAUGUCUAUCCACGUAUAGGCACCACUAUGUCGAGAUCAGAAAUAUUUGACAUUGCUCGUGAACAUCCUAGAAUUAUUAUUAUUGACCAGAUGAAAUUAGUCGCGUUAAAGGAGAAUGUUGUGGAGAAUGGAGCAAAGAAGAUUGGACUCGAGGAGGUCUGCGUGAGGUGCUUGAGCGACGAUACGCUGGAGAGGAUCCACGGGGGAUGA
Molecule: messenger RNA, 696 nt
Organism: Striga asiatica
Lineage: Eukaryota; Viridiplantae; Streptophyta; Magnoliopsida; Lamiales; Orobanchaceae
Source: the annotation of a GenBank genome assembly